AUGGGAGAGUACUCGAAAGCACUUUCAUCCCAUGAAAAGUCACUUGAAAUCUCCUUGAAAUCUCUCCCUCCAAAUCAUCCCGAUUUGGCUGCCAGCUACAGCCAGUUAGGAAGAGUGCACCGCUCCAUGCAGGAUUACUUGAAAGCACUUGCAUUUUUUCAAAGGACGCUGGAAAUCUUGCAGAAAAUACUCGCUGAAGAGCAUCCAAAUUUGGCUAUUACCUACAGCAACAUUGGUGAUGUUUAUCGAUUAACUGGUGACUACUCGAGCGCACUUUCAUUCCAUCAAAAGGCGGUUCAAAUUCAGGAAAGCAUUGAAAGCAAUCAUCUAGAUUUGGCUACAACAUACAACAACUUGGGUGAGACUUAUCGGGAAAUGAGAGAUUAUUCAACAGCUCUCACAUUUCAAGAAAAAGCACUUGAAAUCCGUGAAAAGUUGCUGCCACAAAUUCAUCCGGAUUUGGCGUCGUCACAUCACAACAUGGCUAAAGUUUACAAAGCCACUCGAAAAUACAGUGUGGCAAAUGAGCAUGCCAGAGAGGCUGUUGAAAUGGCUGAACAAAAGCUACCUGAAAAACAUCCACAGCUAUUCAAGUAUAGAGAGACGCUAUUAGAGACACGGAAGAAGUUGUAA
Molecule: messenger RNA, 633 nt
Organism: Didymodactylos carnosus
Lineage: Eukaryota; Metazoa; Rotifera; Eurotatoria; Philodinida; Philodinidae
Source: the annotation of a GenBank genome assembly